AUGGACGCCGCGCUAAUGGAAGCGCGGCUGCGCGCGUUCUACGCCAAGCACAACCCCGACAACGACCAGAACAUUGCUGAGAUUGUGCGCAAAUUCACCGGUCGUGAGCGUCAAUUAUGCGAAAAACUCGUAAAGAAAUACGGAGAAGCACCUGAUUUUACGUCUCCAGGAGGCAGCAGCGACCAAAUUAAAGAUAUUAAGGCAGAGAAGGCAGGAAUGAUCGCAGAGCUCAAGUACCAGAGAGAUUUCAUACCGUACGCACUGCCCAAAGUUACUAAGAGCUUCUUGGAUCUUCGAUCAGCUGAGUUUGAUGCUCUUAAAGCUCUUCAAGCCCCUACAAAGCUCCUAAAGUUGCCCGUGCCGACGAGUUAUCCAUUGGAUAAUAUCCAAAAAUGUCGUCAUUUGUUACCAGAGUCGGAUGUGAAUUACCAGAGUCUUGUUAGUAGACUCAAGAAAUCAAGAUCAUCAGCAUCUGAAGUCAAAGCAGCUAUGGUGAAGAAGACAAUCGAAAAGACCUCGCCGUCGCUGUUUGAACAACUUGCAGAUACGUACGUGGACGAACCUUUUCGUGUACUUCGUCGGUGUUUCCUUGAACGGAUGAAGGUGUUUGUCGUUAUUCGUCGUGUAAAUAGUGUGCGUGGCACAUGUUUCGGAUUCUUAAAGGCGUUUGAUAAACACAUGAAUCUGGUCUUGCUGGAUGUCACGCAAGAGUUUAUUUCACAUAACACUCAUGAAAAACUUCGGCAAGAGGUACGGGAUGGUAAACGUGCUGCUAGUGAUGCUGUAUUCUCAGCAGCAGAUAGACACCGUAAUCGACAUGUACUUGCUGGUGCUGGAGGUACACAACGCGAGUACGUCAAGCAGCUAUUUAUCCGCGGCGACAACAUUGUGUCCGUCAGUGCUGGAUUUGUCAACACAUCCAAUAUUCGGCCACGAAAUACGUCUAGACCCAACAUGCGACGGUUUCCGAAGAUGACAAGGUAA
This is a messenger RNA of Peronospora farinosa, 984 nucleotides long. The record is from the annotation of a GenBank genome assembly. Lineage: Eukaryota; Oomycota; Peronosporomycetes; Peronosporales; Peronosporaceae.